ACGGUGUUCGUCCAUGUAACGUUUGCAGAAGCUCGCAGAAUCUCAUCAGAUGUAGCUGUACGGUAACAUUCAAGAUUUGUUUUUCAACGACAUUUGUUUUCCACUUUAGCUUCCUUUGAUGUUUUUAAUGGUACGAUAGAGUUUUUUAUUGAAUCCUUUUGAACAGCAAACCGUAAACAUGGUCGCCAACGAGGUUGAAGAAAUCCUCGAGGAUGCCUCAAAAAAGGCCGAAUUCGUCCUUCGACCCGAUAUCCGGGAUGACCAAAAUGAAGGAGAAGUCUACAAUACCCCCGUUAUUGGGAUCAUCUAUCCGCCACCAGAGCUCAGGAAUAUUGUGGACAAAACGGCAUCGUUUGUCGCGCGGAAUGGUGUUGAGUUCGAGUCUCGCAUUCGACAAACGGAAGCCAAUAAUCCAAAGUUUAACUUUCUGAAUCCUGGUGAUCCGUAUCACGCCUACUACGAACAUAAAGUUGGAGAAUUCAUCCAGGGAAAGGGCCAAGAGCCUCAGGUUGUAGCUCGGCCUAGCACCCCGCCCUUGCUGACAUCGGCGAAUGUGGUUCAGGAGAAGAUACGGCAGCAGGUCAAAACCUUAGUCACACUAAAGGAUCCCCCGCCGGAAUUUGAGUUUUUUGCGGAUCCUCCUUCUAUCUCCAGUUUUGAUUUAGAAGUAGUGAAGUUGACAGCUCAAUGUGUAGCUAAAAAUGGGAAAGAGUUCCUAUCCGAAUUAAUGGAGAAAGAAAAGUCGAAUUUCCAGUUUGAUUUCCUGAAGCCACAACAUAGUCUCUUUGACUACUUCACAAGAUUAGUGGAGCAGUACACGAAAGUUUUGUUGCCACCCAAAACUAUCGUGCGUGAUCUUCGUCAGGAGGUUCAGGAUCCUCGAAAAGUUUUAAAUGCCGCUCGAUACCGAGCAGAAUGGUACCGUAGAGAAAUGCGCGAAAAGGAGCGAGAAGAAGAGGAACACGAAAGAGAACGGGUAGCCUACGCACAAAUUGACUGGCACGAUUUCACCGUAGUGGAAACGAUUGAUUAUCAGCCUUGGGAAGAAGGCGAAUUCCCCGCUCCAACUACACCCGAAGAAGUUGGAGCCAGAAGCCUGCUUUAUGAACGAAUGCUUCAAGAACAACAAUUAAAGCAACAGGCACCUCCUGCGGCUAAUACGGAUGCUGAGGACAUCACCGUGGAAAUGGAGAUCGAGGAGGAAGAACCUCGGCCAGAGUCACCUCGUCGAGAGGAGCCCAAAGAGACACCUGCUCCAUCCUUACCUCCUCCGGUUAUUAAUCCCGCAAUUCCGGGAAAUGUCAUCAUUCGGCCGUACAAUCCCAAGCAGAAACCUACAAGAGAUACCGGUCCACCUUCAACGGAGUUUGUCAUAUCUCCUAUUACUGGAGAGCGAAUCCCUGUGACGAAACUACAGGAGCACUUGAAGUACAGUCUUUUGGACCCCGAGUUCUUACAACAGCGUGAUCGGCAGUUGCAAGACAAACAGCAGCAGGAGCUGGUGUACGCACCAGGCACCGCUAUUGGGGAAAGUUUACGGCAGCUAGCAGAGCGUCGUACGGAUAUUUUUGGUUCGGGCGCCGAAGAAACAUCGAUUGGUCGGAAAAUCGGUGAUGCAUCCAAAGAGCCGGAUAGGAACAAGGUUAUCUGGGACGGAUUUUCUGCAUCCAGCGAAGCUACGGUUAAAACCGCCGCGAAGACAGUGACACCAGAAGAGCAACGAAAGCACGAUUAUGAAAUGGCAAAAAUCCAAGGACUUAUUCCGGACCCAGAGAAGGAUAAAAUCGGACCACAGACUAUUAUUCCGCCCCCUGUACGCGCUCCUCCUCCUUUUAUGUCCCCUGCGCCACCAGUACCAACGCUGCGCCCACCGGUUAUGGGGAUGAGCUUUCUGCCACCGCCAGCGCAGGUUAUGUUUCAACCGCCGCCGGUGAUGCCACCACGAAUGGUGGCUCCUCCACCUGUGGAAGCAGUUGCUCCUCCUGUGGAUGACGAUGAGGACGAUGACGAGCCGGCAUCUAAACGGCAGAAACAGGAUCACACCGCUGAGGAGGAAUUCCUGAAGACAUAUAAAAAUCCGAUUACGUUCAAAGUUCAGGUGCCUCAUGUGGCUGAUAAACCAGAAUGGAAACUGAAUGGGCAGGUUUUGAAUUUGACUCUUGCUCCUAAAGACACAUUUACUACCAUUAAGGCAAGAAUCCAAGACCAAUUGGGCAUUCCACAAGGAAAGCAGAAGUUGCAGUUUGAUGGAGUAUACGUCAAAGAUACGCAAUCCCUUGCAUCUUGUAACAUAAUUCCCGGCUCCAUGGUGAUCCUGCAGCUUAAAGAACGUGGCGGAAGGAAGAAAUGAAGAACCAGACUUGUUGUUCGUUGAUUGUAGGACGUGUAUAAAGACUAACCCUAAAUUGCUAGCUUAAAAACUUGUCCGCGCUACGGCUCUUUUACGUUUUCGUGGUUUAUUUUGCAUGCAGUAAAUUUGGUGGAUCUACAGGGUUCCUUUUGGUUUUUGCUGUAUCUCUGAAAGUAGGAAUACUUGGUUAUUUUCGCUAUACAACAACACACGGUGCAAGCACUUAAAUGUUCGCAAUUGUAUUUAUAUUGGUUCGCGGCCUCUGUUGACGAAGUGCUGAAAAAUGGUGUUUUCGUUUUUAAUUUUGUUUUUCAGUCUCGUUAACAAAAUAUCGGCUUUGAAAUAUGUACGUUG
Messenger RNA from Paramacrobiotus metropolitanus, 2704 nucleotides. Its product is annotated as splicing factor 3A subunit 1-like. The coding region runs from base 179 to 2350 and encodes 723 amino acids. Lineage: Eukaryota; Metazoa; Tardigrada; Eutardigrada; Parachela; Macrobiotidae. The record is from RefSeq and is a predicted model, not a curated record. Gene Ontology annotation, biological process: regulation of alternative mRNA splicing, via spliceosome; mRNA cis splicing, via spliceosome. Gene Ontology annotation, cellular component: U2 snRNP; U2-type prespliceosome; catalytic step 2 spliceosome. Gene Ontology annotation, molecular function: protein binding; RNA binding. The transcript has 3 exons.